Molecule: messenger RNA, 6411 nt
Organism: Didymella exigua CBS 183.55
Lineage: Eukaryota; Fungi; Ascomycota; Dothideomycetes; Pleosporales; Didymellaceae
Product: glutamate synthase precursor
Exons: 4
Coding region: 1-6411 (2136 amino acids)
Molecular function (GO): iron ion binding; glutamate synthase (NADH) activity; iron-sulfur cluster binding
Source: RefSeq, a predicted model, not a curated record
AUGGGUCGAGUUUCAUUCGCCGAGGAUACCAAACUGCCUGACGAGACCUACAUCGAAGAGGAACCCUACAAGGUUUUCGAGUACCAAGAUGGACCGGAGAACAAAUCUUGGGCGGGUGCGCUUCCCAUGAAGCAGGGUCUAUACGACCCCUCGUUGGAGAAAGAUGCUUGCGGUGUGGGUUUCGCUGCUCACAUCAAGGGCAAGGCCAGUCACAAGAUUGUCACCGAUGCACGCUCACUGCUCUGCAACAUGACCCAUCGUGGUGCCGUGGGCUCAGACGCACGAGACGGUGACGGUGCAGGUGUCAUGACCUCCAUUCCCCACCGAUUCUUCCUGAAGGAGUUCGAGCGCGAGCAGGGUUACAAGCUACCUGCGCUUGGCCAGUACGCCACUGGUAACCUGUUCUUCAAGCCGGACGCCACAAUCUUGGAUGAGACCAAGGCUAUGUUCGAAGAUGUCGCAGAUCAGCUCGAUCUGAGAGUACUCGGGUGGCGAGUGGUGCCUCGAGACUCUACACUCCUCGGCCCUGCUGCGCUCUCGCGAGAGCCGAUCAUCCUGCAGCCCUUCGUUGUUCUCAAGACUGCUUACGGAGACGCACGGCAGCCCAAGGAAGACUUCGAGAAGACCUACAACGCUGGCUACUUUGAGCGCCAGUUGUAUGUCAUGCGCAAGCGUGCCACACACGUCAUUGGUCUGCACAACUGGUUCUACGUUUGCUCGCUGAGCAACAAGAACAUUGUCUACAAGGGUCAACUGUCGCCUGUCCAGGUCUACGAGUACUAUCACGACCUGCUCAACGUCGACUACGAGGGUCACUUCGCGCUCGUGCACUCUCGUUUCUCCACCAACACAUUUCCCUCGUGGGACCGCGCACAGCCUCUGCGAUGGGCAGCUCACAACGGUGAAAUCAACACGUUGAGAGGGAACAAGAACUGGAUGCGCGCUCGUGAGGGCGGCAUGAAGUCCAGCCUCUUCGGCGAGGAGUUGGAUCUUCUGUACCCUAUCAUUGAGGACGGUGGCUCUGACUCCGCAGCUUUCGACAACGUUCUUGAGCUGCUCAUGAUCAACGGUGUCCUGUCUCUGCCCGAGGCAGUCAUGCUCAUGGUUCCUGAGGCAUGGCAGGGUAACCACACCAUGGAUCCGGCCAAGCAGGCCUUCUACGAAUGGGCUGCUUGUAUGAUGGAGCCAUGGGAUGGCCCUGCGCUCUUCACAUUCUCCGACGGUCGUUACUGCGGUGCGAACCUUGACCGUAACGGUCUGCGACCUUGCCGUUACUACGUCAUGGAUGAUGACCGCAUCAUUUGCGCGUCUGAAGUCGGUACCAUCUCCAUCGACCCCGAGCGCGUCGUUCAGAAGGGCCGCCUGCAGCCCGGAAAGAUGUUGCUGGUCGACACUGUCGCUGGACGCAUUGUCGACGACGCCGAGCUCAAGAAGACUGUCUCUGAGCGCAACGACUUCAGCGCAUGGAUCGAGAAGAACCUCCUCACUCUGCCCAAGAUCCUCAAGACUGUUGGCGAAAAAGGUCUUGACCUCUCUCACACACUCACAGAGUCUAAGCUUCAUGAGGAUCCUCGUCUGCGAGCAUUCGGUUACUCGCUUGAGCAGAUCAGUUUGCUGCUUGGUCCCAUGGCUGCCGACUCCAAGGAAGCUUUGGGUUCCAUGGGUAAUGACUCCCCUCUUGCUUGCUUGGCCACACAGCCUCGCCUGCUCUAUGAGUACUUCCGCCAGCUCUUCGCGCAGGUCACCAACCCUCCCAUCGACCCUAUUCGUGAGGCUAUUGUCAUGUCUCUUGAGGCAUACGUUGGUCCUCAGGGUAAUCUAUUGGAGAUGGAUGAGUCUCAGUGCCACCGCAUGCUUCUACCCUCGCCUGUCCUCAAUCUUGAGGAGUUCACAGCUUUGACCAACACCCAUACACUGCACAGCGGGUGGUCAGUCAAGAGUAUCGACAUCACUUUCGCUAAGAGCGAGGGUGUCGAGGGCUACAUGGCCACUCUCGACCGGAUCUGCGAGGAAGCGUCUGAGGGCGUCAAGAAUGGUGACAGCAUCAUUGUUCUAACCGACCGCGCCACUGCCAAGGACCGUGUGCCUGUCUCUGCCUGCUUGGCUACUGGUAUGGUCCACCACCACCUUGUCCGCAACAAGUGGCGUUCCAACGUCGCUCUUGUUGUCGAGACUGGUGAGGCCCGUGAGGUUCACCACAUGUGUGUCCUCGUGGGUUACGGAGCUGAUGCCAUCAGCCCUUACCUCGCCAUUGAGUGCAUCUUGAAGAUGCACCGUGAGGGCGUCAUCCGCAAGAAGCUCAGCCCUGAGCAGCUCAUCGAUAACUACAAGCACUCUUGCGAUGGCGGUAUCUUGAAGGUCAUGUCCAAGAUGGGUAUCUCCACUCUACAGUCCUACAAGGGAGCUCAGAUCUUCGAGGCGCUUGGUCUUGACGACUCUGUUGUUGACCGCUGCUUCACUGGUACCGCCUCUCGAAUCAAGGGUAUGACUUUCGACCUCAUUGCCCAGGACGCAUUGGCUCUUCACGAAAAGGGUUACCCCUCCCGUCCCAUCGUUGAGGUCCCCGGUCUAGCUGAGACUGGUGAGUACCACUGGCGUGAUGGAGGCGAGCCUCACAUCAACGACCCCACUGCCAUGGCCAACAUCCAAGAUGCCGUCCGUACCAAGAAUGAUAAGUCCUACGAGGCUUAUUCUCUUGCCGAGUACGAGCGUAUCAAGGACUGCACUCUCCGCGGUCUCCUCGACUUCAACUUCGACGACCGCACACCCAUCCCCGUCGACCAGGUCGAGCCAUGGACAGACAUCGUGCGCCGCUUUGUCACUGGUGCCAUGUCUUACGGCUCUAUCUCCAUGGAGUCUCACUCUACCCUUGCUGUCGCCAUGAACCGUCUUGGCGGUAAGUCUAACACUGGUGAGGGUGGUGAGGAUCCUGAGCGCAGCUUGCGCAUGGAGAACGGUGACACCAUGCGUUCUGCUAUCAAACAGAUCGCCUCCGGACGUUUCGGUGUUACCUCCAACUACCUGGCCGAUGCUGAUGAGCUUCAGAUCAAGAUGGCUCAGGGUGCUAAGCCUGGUGAGGGCGGUGAGCUUCCCGGCCACAAGGUCUCUGGAUCCAUUGCUAAGACCCGCCACUCCACUCCUGGUGUUGGUCUCAUCUCGCCUCCUCCUCACCACGACAUCUACUCUAUUGAGGAUCUCAAGCAGUUGAUCUACGACCUUAAGUGCUCCAACCCGCGCGCUCGUGUUUCCGUCAAGCUGGUUUCCGAGACUGGUGUUGGUAUCGUCGCCUCCGGUGUUGCCAAGGCCAAGGCUGAUCACAUCUUGAUCUCUGGCCACGAUGGCGGUACAGGUGCCUCUCGAUGGACCGGUAUCAAGUACGCCGGUCUUCCUUGGGAGCUGGGUCUCGCCGAGACUCACCAGACCUUGGUCCUCAACGACCUCCGUGGUCGUGUCAUCGUCCAGACUGACGGUCAGCUCCGCACUGGACGUGAUGUCGCCAUUGCCUGUUUGCUUGGUGCUGAGGAGUGGGGUUUCGCUACCACUCCUCUAAUUGCCAUGGGAUGUAUCAUGAUGAGGAAGUGUCACUUGAACACUUGCCCUGUCGGUAUCGCUACCCAGGACCCUGAGCUCAGGAAGAAGUUCGCCGGUACACCCGAGCACGUUAUCAACUUCUUCUACUACAUUGCCAACGAGCUUCGCGCCAUCAUGGCUAAACUUGGCUACAGGACCAUCAACGACAUGGUCGGUCACUGCGAGGCUCUUCGCAUCCGUGACGACCUUCGCACUCCUAAGACUGAGAACAUUGACUUGUCAUUGAUCUUGACUCCUGCACACACGCUCCGCCCUGGUGUUGCCACCUUUAACGUACGCAAGCAGGACCACCGUCUCCACGUCCGUCUCGACAACAAGCUCAUCGCCGAGUCCGAGCUUGCUCUCGAGAAGGGUCUGCCUGCCCGCAUUGAGUGCGAUGUUGUCAACACCGACCGUGCUCUGGGUGCCACACUCUCCUACCAGGUCAGUAGGCGCUACGGCGAGGCCGGUCUGCCCCAGGACACCAUUCAUGUCAACAUCCGUGGUUCCGCUGGUCAGUCCUUCGGUGCUUUCCUCGCCCCGGGUAUCACUCUCGAGCUCGAGGGUGACGCCAACGACUACGUCGGUAAGGGACUGUCGGGUGGUCGCUUGAUCGUCUACCCACCGCGCACUGCCGUAUACCGUGCCGAGGAGAACGUCCUGAUCGGUAACGUCUGCUUGUACGGAGCCACCCAAGGUACUUGUUUCUUCCGCGGUAUCGCUGCCGAGCGAUUCUGUGUCCGUAACUCCGGUGCCACAGCCGUCGUUGAGGGUGUUGGUGACCACGGUUGCGAGUACAUGACUGGUGGUCGUGUCCUGGUUCUCGGAUCUACCGGUCGCAACUUCGCUGCCGGUAUGUCUGGAGGCAUUGCUUACGUUCUUGAUGUCCACCAGGACUUCGAGCAGAAGGUGAACCAGGAGAUGGUCGAGCUCUCUCCCAUCGAGGAGCCCGAGGAGAUUGCAUUCGUCCGCGGUCUCAUCGAGGAUCACCACCACUACACUGGCUCCGAGCUCGCUGCUCGUAUCCUUCUUGACUUCACACGCGCUCUGCCACGCUUUGUCAAGGUCAUGCCUGUUGACUACAAGCGCGUUCUCCUCGAGGAGAAGGCCAAGGCCGCUGAGAAGAAGCGCUCCGAGUACCCUCUGCCUCUUCUCGCCGGCAAUGCCGUCCGCAACGCCCACGAGGAGUCCCGCAAGAACGAGCACGAGCACGAAGCGAAGGAGAAGAAGAAGGCUGAUCUCCUAGACAUCGAGGAGAGUGUCCUUGACGCUAAGGCUGAGAAGAAGAAGGCUCUGGUUCUCGACAAGACCCGCGGUUUCAAGCUGUACCAGCGCCGCUCUGAGAAGUACCGCAACCCCAAGACCCGUACUCGUGACUGGGCCGAGCUGUCUCAGCGCCUGAACGAGGACGAGCUUAAGUACCAGACCGCUCGUUGCAUGGACUGCGGUGUACCCUUCUGUCAGUCUGACACAGGUUGCCCCAUCAGCAACAUCAUCCCGAAGUGGAACGAGCUUGUCUUUCAGGGCCAGUGGCGCGAUGCGCUCAAUCGACUUUUAAUGACAAAUAACUUUCCAGAAUUCACUGGUCGUGUCUGCCCUGCUCCUUGCGAGGGUGCUUGUGUACUAGGCAUCAACGAGGACCCCGUCGGUAUCAAGUCCAUCGAAUGCGCCAUCAUCGACCGUGGUUUCGAGAUGGGCUGGAUGGUGCCUACGCCUCCCCAGCACCGUACUGGCAAGACCGUCGCUAUCAUCGGUUCUGGCCCUGCUGGUCUAGCUUGCGCUGAUCAGCUCAACAAGGCUGGCCACACAGUCACUGUCUACGAGCGCGCUGACCGCUGCGGUGGUCUGCUCAUGUACGGUAUCCCUAACAUGAAGCUCGACAAGAAGGUCGUUCAGCGUCGCGUUGACUUCCUCGCCGCUGAGGGUGUCACCUUCAAGACUGGUGUCACGGUUGGCGAGGACGGCUCUGAGACCCUCGAGUCUCUCCGCAGCCAGUUCGAUGCUGUUGUCUUCGCCACCGGUGCUACCGUUGCCCGUGACCUGCCAAUUCCCAACCGCAACCUCGAGGGCAUUCACUACGCCAUGCAGUUCCUGCACAAGAACACCAAGUCCCUCCUCGACUCCGAGCUUGCUGAUAACGCAUACAUCUCUGCCAAGGACAAGCACGUGAUUGUCAUCGGCGGUGGUGACACCGGUAACGACUGCAUUGGUACCUCUGUUCGCCACGGUGCCAAGUCCGUUGUCAACUUCGAGCUGCUGCCCCAGCCUCCAGCUCAACGUGCUCGCGACAACCCAUGGCCUCAGUGGCCUCGUAUCUUCAGGACCGACUACGGUCACAACGAGGUCAAGACUCACAUGGGCAAGGACCCUCGCGAGUACUGCGUCAUGUCCAAAGACUUUGUCAGCGACGGAGCCGGCAACGUUAAGGGCAUCAACACCGUCCGUGUUGAGUGGACCAAGUCUGCCUCUGGCGGUUGGGACAUGAAGCAGGUCGAGGGCAGCGAGCACUUCUUCCCUGCCGACCUGGUCUUGCUCUCCAUGGGUUUCCUGGGCCCUGAGCAGCGCGUGAUGAACGACGUUGUCGAGCUUGAUGGCCGAAAGAACAUCAAGACACCCCCUGGUCAUUACAACACCAACCUUCCUGGUGUCUUCGCUGCUGGUGACUGUCGCCGCGGACAGUCCCUGAUUGUCUGGGGCAUCAACGAGGGCCGCCAGUGUGCUCGCGAUGUCGACACUUUCCUCACCGGAUAUGGCUCUCAGCUUCCCGUCACCGGUGGUAUUGUCAAGCGCUCACCCCUCAUGAACACCGGCGCCAAGUCAGAGAUUCCGGUUGCUGCAUAA